AUGGAGAGUAACAGUACAACCAACGAGCAGGAGAUGCCAUUAGCAUUGGAUCAACAACAUACAUCCAGUCAUGUUUCAACAGACACUGUUAGUGAUACUAAGGAUGAUAUGAGAAAGUUGCGCACAUACCUUUUAUUACUUGGCAUCCUAGCAGCCACCAUUACAUACCAAGCUGGGUUGAAUCCACCUGGUGGGUUUUGGUUAGACAAUGAGGAUGGACAUCGUGCUGGAAACCCUAUCCUGGAGGCCAUCAGUCCAAAGCGGUACAACACAUUCUUCUAUUGUAAUUCCACCGCAUUUGUGUCUUCUUUGGUCAUCAUCACCCUACUCCAGAGCAACUUGAUCACUGUUGGUGCCUUGAAACGAUAUGUACUGCAGACAGCCAUGAUUUUCGAUCUCUUUGGUAUAAUGGGAGCAUAUGCUGCUGGCAGCAGCCGGACUUUCUCCACAUCUUUGUAUGUGAUAAUCUUGGUCUUUCUUGUGUUCUCUUAUGUUAUGGUUCACGUCCUGCUCUUUGUGUGCACAAGAAGCUCUGAUGAUGGACCAGCUAAGGAAAUAGAUGAUAACCCUGAACUGAAAGAUUUGGAGAAGCGGCGCAAGUUUCUUGUGUUGCUUGCUGUUCUGGCAGCAUCGAGCACAUAUCAGGCAGGCAUAAACCCACCAGGUGGUUUCUGGCCCGACAACAACGAUGAGCACCGAGCAGGUUAUCCAAUGUUCCAUGAUGAGUUCCCACGCCGUUACAUGGCAUUCUUCUACCUAAACUCCACCGCUUUUAUGUCAUCCUUGGCUGUGAUCAUGUUGCUUGUUAGCAAAAGGUUAUGCCAGAGUGGAAUCAAUGGCUACUUACUGCGUGGAUGCAUGCUACUUGAUCUGGUCAGUCUCAUGGGUGCUUUUGCGGCCGGAAGCUGCAGGAAAGUAUCAACAUCAGUGUAUGCCAUCCUAGUUGUUGCUCUUGUUUUUGCCUAUAUCAUGGCUCAAGUUCUGGUGCUAACCUUUGCAAAAGAUAAGAUGAGUUAUUUCUUUGAGUGGGUGCUCCGUGCCACUCCUUUCAAGAGUCCACAUCCAUCCCAGAAUGGCAAGCGAAGCAUCAUGGUCAACCGAAAGUCUGAGUAUAAAUGGCGAAAAGAUCUGAUUCUGAUUGGAACCCUCGCAGUGAGCGUUACAUACCAAGCUGGGCUGCUCCCGCCAGGAGGGCUGUGGCCUGAUGAUCGGGACGGCCAUUUCACCGGCGACCCAAUCCUCCACGAUACUAAUCCACCACGGUACAAGGCAUUCUUCUACUGCAACGCCACUGCAUUCAUGGCAUCGGUGGUCAUAGUCAUCCUGCUGCUCAAUAGCACAAUAAGCAAGUACAAGAGGUCUCUACUUCCCAUGAAAACAGCAAUGGUGCUGGACCUGCUUGCUCUGCUUGGGGCUUAUGCUGCAGGCAGCUGCAGGAAACUGAAGACUUCUAUAUACGUUUUCGCUCUCGUCAUUGCUGUUUUUAUGUACAUCGUCAUUCACAUCCUGCUGUCCUUCGAUAAAAUGGCACGGCUGGUGAAGAAGACUGGAGAACAGUGGAUUCCAUGUCUGAAGAAGAUGUGGGCACUCAUUGAAACUGAACCUCCAAACCAUCAGCUAUCUUCAGAGGAACCAUGA
Sorghum bicolor (sorghum) is the source of this 1638-nucleotide messenger RNA. RefSeq lists its product as uncharacterized. The transcript has a single exon. The record is from RefSeq and is a predicted model, not a curated record. NCBI's taxonomy places the organism in Eukaryota, Viridiplantae, Streptophyta, Magnoliopsida, Poales, Poaceae. Bases 1 to 1638 code for a protein of 545 amino acids.